AUGUCAAGGCAUGAUCAAUGGCUCUUACACUCGCCUCAACAUAAAAAUGCAGUACUGAGUGAGCCUAUAGGCCAAUAUGUGUUGCCCGCUGUGAAUAGCGAAACAGCAUCGUUGCUCUCAGGUUCAGGUUCAUCCAUCUAUGCAGAGUCGAUUGCAGGCGUACCUAGCAUGAGUGGCACUUCACGAAUGCGAGCAGCACCCGCGAUUACAUCUGGGCUAAAAACUGUUCACACAUACACAGGAGCGAACGAUACACUCUUUGUACAGUUGCAGACUCCGCCUCAGACCUCUCCUACCUUCAUGGGUGGAUCGAAGCAACGAGGAAAUGGGGCAGUUACAGGUCGGGUGAUCUUGCGUUGUACAGAGAAGCUGAAGGCGACAGAGCUUCGGCUUAAACUGAAGUGUGUCGUUGCUAUUAUGGCUCCUAGAGCUUCACAAGCCACGAACGGAAAUAACACGAAUUUUUCUGGGCUUACUCCUUCUUCGACAUCCACAUCAUCGCGUGAGCAAGUUCUUGUGCAACUUGAUCAUCGCUUCUUACCAUCAAACGCAAAAUAUAGCGCAUCUAAAGAUGCCGCAUCAACAAAUAAUACGACGGGUCGAUUGGACCGGAAAGGAUAUUAUGAAUGGGACUUUCGGAUCGACAUUCCUGAACGAGGCACCACGAAGGGCUGGCACUCCAACGAAUUUCCAGGAAUAGGAACCUAUUAUCCUUCAAGCUAUGUUUUGGAAAGUGAAAAAAAUAAAGUUGGCAAAAGCGAAGAAUGGGCUAGUGUAAAAUGGUAUCUGAAGUUUACAGUGGAAAGGCCUGGUUUGUUCCGCACGAACGACCGUGUCUUGAUCCCAUUUAUUUAUCUGCCACCCCCGCCUGAAAAUGUAAGCUCUCUUUUAAUAAGAAGACAAGCUCUAUCCUCUCAAACUCAAAAUUUAGUGAGUACCAUUUCGGGACCAGUAAUUCUCCCAAAAAGUUUGGCUGAGCCGGCAUCAUCUUGGAAAACUUAUUACUUUCCUUUGUCUCAGUUGGCAUUAGGGCAACCUAUUAAGCGUUCUUUGGUGGACAAAAUGUUUGGUUCAAAGAAGCCCAAAGAAGAACGAUGGGGCAUUUCAUUUCCUGGAAAUCCCAUGGCGACCUUCCCGUUACGCUCAGUGGUCCCUUUCGUACUAACUCUUGUUCACAGUGCAGGGAUUCCUCUGGUUGUACAUCCCUGCGUGAGCUUGAUUCAGAAGGUUCAGCUUCGUGGCAGACAUGUUGCUUCACAUAUUCAAACCAUCGCGCAUGCAAAAGUAUUCCCAUCACCUCUUAACAAGUCGGGCAUGCAGCAAUGGUUUGGUCAUGUUCAAUUCCCAAAAUGGUGCAGUCCGAGCUUCGAAACAGCGUUACUGGGACUUGAGUAUUACAUCCAGGUCAAACCUUUAAAUGCACCAGAGUCACAUGUCCUUCAAACGAUUCCUUUAGGUUUGUACUGUAUGCCUCCACGGCUUAUGCAGACUCUUCGAUCGAGCACGAUUACACAAAGCAUGUCUCAAGCACCCUCCCGACGAGGCUCAACUGUUACGGACAUCUCAAGUGGUGGUAUGGCUAAUUCUGGAUCUACUCCUCGUCGACGAGUUCCCCCCGUCCCUUCUACCCCUAGCCCUUCCACAACGUUAAUCCCCUCAGGAAUGACACCAAUGCCAGUGCCCCAUGUACCUGCUGCCAUGCCUGCCCAAGAUCCACACGCUGCUGGAAUGGCGGGUAUUGGCCGCUCACACUUGUUGGAGGCACGUGUUGAUGGGCAAACAUCAGGAAUGCCGCUGCCCGUUGAAUCACGGCCUUCAUUGCCGGCGUCAGCCCUUGCAUCGCAACAAACACAGCAAGAUCAGGCACUUGAGCCUACGACUACGAGAGCAAAUCUACCGAACUUUGACCGUGAAGAACAAUCCCGUGACACACAAUCAAUUUAUCCGCAAUUGACGGAAACUACAGGCGACACAGUCAGUGUCCAAGGCCCCCACAUCAAUGACGAUGUAUCCCUCCACGAAGGCACCCAACCAAUGAUACCUGAUGAUGCAUCCAGCGAUGGAUUGGUUCAUGAUGCAGGUCCACUUACGCAAGAGCAAGAAAAUGCUUGGACUAUGGAUAUUUUGGCUAAUGCAAUCAAUGAAGACGAUGUCGCUGCCGGGUUUGAUUUGCCGCCUUCGUACUUUGAGGCAACUGGAAUUCUAGAUCAUGAAGAGUCAUAG
This is a messenger RNA of Malassezia globosa CBS 7966, 2223 nucleotides long. RefSeq lists its product as uncharacterized. The record is from RefSeq and is a predicted model, not a curated record. Lineage: Eukaryota; Fungi; Basidiomycota; Malasseziomycetes; Malasseziales; Malasseziaceae. Bases 1 to 2223 code for a protein of 740 amino acids. The transcript has a single exon.